Messenger RNA from Quercus robur (English oak), 2599 nucleotides. RefSeq names its product probable serine/threonine-protein kinase At1g54610. Bases 306 to 2057 code for a protein of 583 amino acids. The transcript is spliced from 8 exons. Lineage: Eukaryota; Viridiplantae; Streptophyta; Magnoliopsida; Fagales; Fagaceae. Gene Ontology annotation, molecular function: ATP binding; RNA polymerase II CTD heptapeptide repeat kinase activity; cyclin-dependent protein serine/threonine kinase activity. The record is from RefSeq and is a predicted model, not a curated record. Gene Ontology annotation, cellular component: cyclin-dependent protein kinase holoenzyme complex; nucleus. Gene Ontology annotation, biological process: protein phosphorylation; positive regulation of transcription elongation by RNA polymerase II.
AAAAAAGUCCAGUUUCCAGUCCAUGUUAGAGAGAGAGAGUGUAGAAAGGGGCCAGAAGGGGGUUUGACUUUCGUGUUAGGAAAAUAGGAAGAUCUCUGCUGCUUCUCUUUUUAUUCUUCUUCUUGUCUGAGCGCAAGAGUUAAAGACGGCAUAACUAAACACAACACACCAAAACAAAAACACAGCUUUUCUAUUACAAUCACUCUCUCUCUCUCUCUCUCUCUCUCUGAUGCCACCAGUCACUUUCUUUGCAUCACUCAGAUUCAAUCACUACUAUGUUGAGCAAUGAGAUUUAGAUUGAAGAAAUGGGGUGUGUAAUCAGUCGAGAAGUGUCGGGUAUAGUAUCUGAGGCAAAUGAGGAUAAGAAUUUGAGUUCUCAGUCAAAUAGGAAGGUAGAUGAUGUUCCAGCAAGGAAAGUAGAGAGGAAUGAUGUUGAGGUCCAUAAUGGUGGGAUAAAAAAGGAGGAGAAGGAUGGUGGUAAUGGGGGUCAGCGGCCUCCAGGGGAGAAGAGAAGGUCUAGGGGGAAUCCAAGGUUGAGUAGUCUAUCAAAGCAAUCACGAGGAGAGCAGUUUGUGGCGGGCUGGCCAUCGUGGCUCACAGAUGCUUGUGGGGAGGCACUCCAGGGGUUGGUUCCACGAAGGGCGGACACUUUCGAGAAGAUUGAUAAGAUUGGGCAAGGAACAUAUAGCAACGUGUACAAAGCUAAAGAUAUAUUGACGGGUAAAACUGUUGCACUGAAAAAGGUUCGAUUUGAUAAUUUGGAACCUGAGAGUGUGAAAUUUAUGGCUAGAGAAAUUCUCAUUUUGCGGCGACUGGAUCAUCCCAAUGUUGUAAAGUUGGAGGGUUUGGCUACGUCAAGGAUGUCUUGUAGUUUGUAUCUGGUGUUUCAGUACAUGGAACAUGAUUUAGCUGGACUCGCUGCUAGCCCAGCAAUCAAAUUUACUGAGGCUCAGGUCAAAUGUUACAUGCAUCAAUUACUAUCUGGACUUGAGCACUGUCACAACCGUGGGGUGCUUCACCGUGACAUUAAAGGAUCGAAUCUUCUUAUUGACAAUGAUGGAAUACUCAAGAUUGCGGACUUCGGGUUGGCUAUUAUCUGUGAUCCAAACCACAAACGGCCUAUGACUAGUCGGGUGGUCACUCUUUGGUAUCGACCUCCUGAACUUCUUCUUGGAGCUACUGAUUAUGGUGUGGGCAUUGACCUUUGGAGUGCAGGUUGCAUUUUAGCUGAGUUAUUGGCUGGGAAGCCAAUUAUGCCUGGUCGUACAGAGGUAGAGCAACUACAUAAGAUAUACAAACUAUGUGGCUCACCAUCAGAUGAAUACUUUAAAAAAGCAAAGUUGCCAAAUGCAACCUUAUUCAAGCCCCGAGAACCUUACAAAAGAUGCAUAAAAGAGACGUUUAAAGAUUUCCCACCAUCAUCAUUGCCCCUUAUUGAUACUCUUCUUGCAAUUGAUCCUGCGGAACGUCGGACAGCCACAGAUGCAUUAAGAAGUGAGUUCUUCACAACAGAACCUUAUGCUUGUGAACCUUCAAGCCUCCCAAAAUAUCCACCAAGCAAGGAAAUGGAUGCUAAACGACGGGAUGAUGAAGCUCGGAGAUUAAGAGCUGCUAGUAAAUCCCACGCUGAAGGUCCAAAGAAAACACGUACACGUGAUCGUGCUGCUAGGGCAUUUCCUGCUCCAGAAGCCAACGCUGAGCUUCCAUCUAAUCUUGAAAGAAGGCGUUUUAUGACCCAUGCAAACGCAAAGAGCAAGAGUGAGAAGUUUCCUCCACCACACCAAGAUGGACAACUUGGCUUUCCCUUGGGUGCUUCACAUCAUAUUGAUCCUGCCAAUGUUCCUCAAGAUGUCCCAUUUAGUUCAAGUUCAUUAAUUUAUUCAAAAGAUUCACUCCAAACUUGGUCAGGUCCAUUGGGUGACCCUGCUGGCCUUGGUGCUCCAAGGCGGAAGAAGCAUGCUGCAGGUGAUGAACGAGAAGCAUCAAAAUCACAGAGAGUUACCCACAGAGACAAAAUUAUUGAUGUUCGUGAUAAAGGAAAGAAAAUUAUGGCUUAAUCUUUUUGAAUGCAUACAUCAAGAUUCAGAAGAUCUGUUAGGCCUAAGCUUGCUCACAGUUUCGAUGAAAUCCUACUGCAAUGUAAUGCAAGUCUAUCCAAUCAGCCUGCUUUUCGCAUAGAGGGAUGUAAGUCAUUGGUUAAAAGUGCGGGGGUAUAAUCAAUUUUUCAUUUUAUAGUCCCUUACUUUUUUUUUAAUCCCCAAAAAGAUUUUUUUUCCCCUGCUCAAUUGUUGGAAAAGUGAGAAAAUUCAUCCUAUUAUGUAAAUCUUUUUCUUUUUCUUUUUAAAUCAUUUUUCCUUGGUUCCACAGUUCCUUGUGUUGAAAACUGAAUACUGCUUAGAAUAGUAAAAAAAAGAAUCUAAUAAAUGCAGCAUAGCACCAUUCUUGUGUUUGAAGUUUUGUUCAGCAAUCUAGCUUCUCAGGAUAGAUGGCUUCCAAAUGCCGUUCUCAAUCUCUAAUUUUCUUUGUACUUCAUGCUAAAGUCUUGGACCUAUUCUAUGUAUUGACUCUCAUUGGAUUGUUAUAAGAGAUUCUUUUAUGA